Pungitius pungitius (ninespine stickleback) is the source of this 5965-nucleotide messenger RNA. RefSeq names its product activin receptor type-2A-like. The transcript has 12 exons. Lineage: Eukaryota; Metazoa; Chordata; Actinopteri; Perciformes; Gasterosteidae. The record is from RefSeq and is a predicted model, not a curated record. Bases 901 to 2490 code for a protein of 529 amino acids. Gene Ontology annotation, cellular component: plasma membrane; activin receptor complex. Gene Ontology annotation, molecular function: ATP binding; activin binding; activin receptor activity. Gene Ontology annotation, biological process: cellular response to growth factor stimulus; activin receptor signaling pathway; protein phosphorylation.
AGAGGAGGCGAGGAGGAUACGGACCUGAGGGGGGGGGAAAGCAGCUCGUCCUAAAACUCGAUAGCCCCAUUAGCUACACGGAUUAACGGCAGCUUUGCGGGUUAUUGCUAACACACGAGAGCGUUUCCACUUGUUCCUUCGAGUAAUUUUGGUUGGGGGGGUAAAGGUUGUUUGGCCCACUUUGGAGGGGAGCUUCGUUAACGGUUGUUUCCCCCGUUGGAGCGGACCGAGCUCCGGUUGUGGCCGCCGGAAGGAGCCGACGCUUCCACACGGAUUAUAACAACAACAACAGAAUCAUACACGCUUUGAACGUCGCUUUUUCCUCCUCUUCGGAUAUUUUAAAAGCAACACUUCGAGUUUUUUUUAAUUUUUUUAUUGACAUUUUUCUGAAGCUACGCGACCUGAGCUCCGUCGAGGAGAAGUUUGAUCGGAGGAAGCGGUGUGCGCUGGAUUUGCAGCCCGAUGGAUGGGCGCCCUGCCCCGGCCGUGGCUCCGCUCUGAAUCCCGCCGGUGAGGCGUCCUCAGGCUCCUCCGCUGAAACGCGCCCCCCCCCCCGUUCGAUGCUCUAUGUGACAAUGCUGCAGACAUGGCAAGCGCAUGACAGCGGUGCCCACACGUCGCCCUCCAUCGCCCGCCUGUAAACCUGGAAAUACGUGCAACCAACCCGCUCCAUCUUCUUCACCCCCUCCUCUUCCUCCCUUCUGUUGCUUCUUCUUUUUGGGGGGAGGGGGGACUGGGAAGACUCGUUAUUGACAUUUUUGCAGGUGCCCUUUUGCUCUCUGGAGCAGCGAGACGUUUGAUUUGACUCUUGAAUGUGAGAUAUAUAUAUUUUUUGUUUAGUUUUUUUGUUGUUGGUGCUUUUAUUCUCCUUCCGGUCAGAGGAUCCUAUUCGGAUGGAAAAUGGGAGACGCCACCAAACUGGCCUUCGCCGUUUUCCUCAUCUCCUGCUCUUCAGGGGCCAUCCUGGGACGCUCGGAGACGCAAGAGUGCGCCUACUACAACUCCAGCUGGGAGAAGGAGCGCACCAACCGCAGCGGCAUCGAGCCCUGCUACGGCGAUAAAGAGAAGCGGAGGCACUGCUUCGCCACGUGGAAGAACGUCUCCGGCGCCGUGGAGGUCGUCCGGCAGGGCUGCUGGUUGGACGACGUCAACUGCUACGACAGCAGCGAGUGUGUGGAGAGGAAGGAGAGCCCCGACGUUUUCUUCUGCUGCUGUGAGGGCAACAUGUGCAACGAGAAGUUCCUGUACGCCCCUGAAGCCGCGCCGCAGAGCGACCCGCACCACUCCACCGCCUACACAACCUCCAACCCAUUUUCCCAGAAGCCCCAGCUCUUCAGCACCCUGCUCUACUCGCUGGUCCCCAUCAUAGGCCUGGCCGCCGUGGUCCUCUUCUCCUUCUGGAUGUGGAGACAUCACAAGCUGGCGUACCCAGCGGCCCUCGUCCCCACACAUCACGCCUUUCACAUAAUGGUGGAGGACCCCGGGCCCUCCCCGCCGUCCCCCAUCUUGGGACACAAACCGCUGCAGCUGAUCGAGAUGAAGGCCAGGGGCCGCUUCGGGUGCGUGUGGAAGGCCCAGCUGCUCAACGACGUCGUGGCUGUUAAGAUCUUCCCCAUCCAGGACAAGCUGUCGUGGCAGAACGAAUACGAGAUCUUCAGCGUGAGCGGCAUGAAGCACGACAACAUCCUCCACUUUAUGGGCGCGGAGAAGAGGAGCAACAACCUGGACCUGGAGCUGUGGCUCAUCACCGCCUACCACGAACGGGGCUCGAUGACAGACUACCUGAAGGCCAACGUGGUGUCGUGGAACGAGCUGUGCCACAUCACCCAGACGGCGGCCCGCGGCCUGGCCUACCUCCACGAGGACAUCCCGGGGCACAAGGAGGGACACAAGCCCUCCAUCGCUCACAGGGACAUCAAGAGCAAGAACGUGCUGCUGAAGACCAACCUGACAGCCUGCAUCGCCGACUUUGGCCUGGCCCUGCAGUUUGAGGCGGGAAAAUCGGCAGGAGACACACACGGACAGGUGGGUACGCGGCGCUACAUGGCUCCCGAAGUCCUGGAGGGCGCCAUCAACUUCCAACGCGACUCCUUCCUGCGCAUCGACAUGUACGCCUUCGGCCUGGUCCUGUGGGAGCUGGCGGCGCGAUGCACCGCCGCCGACGGCCCGGUGGAUGAGUACAUGCUCCCCUUUGAGGAGGAGGUGGGUCAGCAUCCGUCUCUGGAGGACAUGCAGGAGGUGGUCGUCCACAAGAAGCUGAGGCCCAUCCUGAGGGACUGCUGGCAGAAGCACGCGGGUCUGGCCAUGCUGUGCGAGACCAUCGAGGACUGCUGGGACCACGAGGCCGAGGCGCGCCUGUCCGCCGGCUGCGUGGAGGAGCGCAUCGGCCAAAUGAAGCGCCAGGCGCCCGCCAUCGGCCCCGAGGAGAUCGUCACCGUGGUCACCAUGGUGACCAACGUGGACCUCCAGCCCAAGGAGUCGAGCUUAUGAGCGCCGGAUCGACGAGCAGCCGACCCUGGCUGGUUGGCCAGGUGUUUCUUCUCCUCUUUUUUUUUUUUUUUUUGUUCCUUCUUUUCAUUUUUCCUUUUUUUCGUCCCUUUUUCCCUUUGUUUCUGUUUUUUUGUUCCUUUUUGAAGUGCGGGCCGCUCCUCGCGUUCAGGAAACACUGCGCGCGCCGCACCACGUCACCUGAUACCGCUUUGAUACGUGACAUUUUACCUGUGAGACGACGGUGCUCAGCUGCUGGGACGCCAAACACUCGUCAUGUAUUGUUUUAUACACACACACACACACACACAGGGGGGGGGGCGUGUUCUGCCCGGUUUUCUACAGAGAGAGUAGAUCUGGCAGAAGAAUUUCACAGAACUCUCAGUGCAUUUUAGUGUAAAACAAAAAAAGAAAAGGAGAAAAAAAAGCCGAGCACCUGGCUCUUGAUACUUUUGCUGUUUUCUUGUGUGCGUUUUUCUGAGGAAACGACUAUCGUUCUGACAAUAAGCAACGGCUUCUGAAUGUUCAUAGUGUAAUUCUGCUGUACAUAGUGUGUUAUGGACCCAGGCAACUUGGUAAUCAAGCUUAUUUUGAAGGGGGGGGGGGUCCAUCUUCAAGCAUUAGGGCGAUUAAAACCAUAAACCUCCUUCAACCAGGUAUACCUCAGUUCAGAUGGACAGUUAGAAUUAGUCUCACAUUCAUUGUGACAUCCAAACAGCCUCUGUCAACAUCUGUCAACAUCUGUCAACGCGGCCUCCAGUGUCUCUCCCCUCCCCGUUUUCUCCACUUUGAUGUGUGGCUGAAUAUUAACGUUAUCUUUAAAAAAGAAAAAAAGAAAAGAUUCCCACGAUGACGUGGUUGUUUGAAUUGAUUUAGAUGGAUUUGGUUUGCAGUGUCAAAUGUCGACGGAGGAAUCCUGUCUGAGAUGUGCAUUUACAGGAUGUGUAUUUAUAUCUCCGGGUGAGCCAGCGUUACCUUCUGCUCCUGUUGCUCCUCCUCCUCCCACGUGUCUGCUCUGAGGAGCUGCUCGGCCUUCCUCUUCUUCUUGUUCUUACUAUCAAGAGGUUCUGCUCUCUUUUGAUACACCUCAGGAAACUUUGCUACUCACCACGACUCGCACCCUCCCCCCCCUCCCUCCCUCCCCACCCCCACCCCGUCUCGGAGUGCGUCUCCACGGGGCUUCAGGACCAGACGGAGCUUAAUCUCAACACUAACGUGCCGGUCCGAGCCUCGUCCCCCCCCCACCCUGCCCCCCCACACCCUCCACGUCUGCGUUUCUCCUGGAGCGGCUGCUCGGGCCCCCGUGGCUCUGGACAUCUGGGCUUUUCACUAAAAUAAUGAACACCUGUCCCUUGCACAAGGGGGGGGUGGGGGGUCCGAACCCGGUCCAACGCACGGCCGGCUGCAGCCCGACGAGGAUCCAUUUCCAUAGUACUUCACUCUUGUAGAUGUCAGGCAAAACGGAUGUAUUCGUCGUUGUUGUUGUGCAGCGAUGACUUUAUAUAUUUAUUUCUCCUGGGGGGCGUCGACACACUGGCGCCGACCUGCAGUCUCUCCUCCAGCUUCGGGCCGGUUCCGCACGACGCGGUUUAGAAUCGAGCCUUUUCUUGUUUUCUUUAAUCCGAGGUGGUAGAAACCUCUCUCUGCCAAACCAUUUCAGAUCGAGUGGGGUUCCCCCCCCCCCUCCCCCCCGGCGCUUUAAACGCUUCACGCAGAGACGCCAGUAUUACUCUCCUGCAACAGUCGCUCACCAGUAUUUUAGAAAUCGACGGUUGGUUUCCUGCCAAAGUGGCGGGUAGAGUUGAGAACCCCCCCCCCCCCCCCCCCCGUUCAGUGUUAAACGGCUCGGCUAUGGGAAAAUGACCCGAACCAACAAACACCAUUCAGGGAUUCAGUACUAUGCUUUUCUAAGUUCUAGCAAGUUAUAUGCAACCAGUGGCGCUACGCCCCUCCCCCCUCCCCCCCCCUCCCCGCCCCCCCUUCAGGAGGGACACAACACAAACACACAAAUAACGUGUAGCAGUUUCCUUUUAUCCGUUCCCUUGCAUAUUGAUGUGUUGUAUAUAUUUAGUUAUUUACAGGCCCGAGGCUUUGGGUAUCAGAACUUUGGGUGUGACUCUGAAUAAAGCUGUACCAGUUGGCACGGUUGUUUGGGGGGGAGGGAGGGGGGGAGGGGUUCAGUUGUAAUUCAGGAAAUACUUUAAUUAAUUCAAAGAGAAAAGAUGUAAACUGUAACGUGCUUCUUUCUACUCAGUCUACGGACUGCCGACCGAGAAUGAAUGUGUUCUUCAGGCCUCUGAGUGGAGGGGGCCCGGCCCAACCCUGGGGUGGGGGGGGGGGGGGGGGCGGGCAGCUUUUGGGUUUGCGCGUGAUUGUUCCCCCGUCGCCGUGGAAACUAUUAAAAGCAACGCACCCCGGGGAGUCACUCACACACCUCCUGGGUGGACGUGAAGGAGGGAAGUGACUUCUGCCCCCCCCCGUUGCUGCAGCUCGUCCUCCGCGCUCCUCCCCCCCACCCCACGUCUGCCUGUGAACACGUGGAACUUGGCGGCGCUGCCCCUCGGGGUCUCUUGGUGGGGGGGGGGGCAGUGUGGACUUCCUGCCGCCCGGCGCCUCACGCUGCAUAUUAACUACCAGUGAAACGUUUGUGUCUUGUUGCCCCCACUAUUUUAAGCAGUCUAGGAUGUGUACAGACAUGUAUCAAGUAUAUACUCUGAAUCUUUACAAGUGUUGAACUUCCGUUUCCUCUACAUUCUUGUCUACUUUGCUCGUGUUCUGCCUUGGCAGCGGGCCUCGGCCCGGCUGCAUCAAUAUUGUCCUUCACAAUGCGAAUAAAUGCUUUACGCUCCGUGUCAGCUAAAAGCUCCGGGCACACUGGAGCACUUCGUAAAGGCAACCAAGAAAGCAUAACACGAGGAGUCUCCAGCGAGGUCCCUGCCGCUGGUUGUUUUUUUGAAGGGUCUCCAACGCGCUGCAAUACUCCACUACAGGUCUUUCAUUCCAGCACCUCCUUUUCUCACAGUUAGUCCCAAUUUCAGAGGAAACCUUGGACUCUGAGACUUUUGUCUGUAUGGAAUUCCCCUUUCCCUCCCCCCUCCCAAUCCAAAACACUACAAGCGUUUGUGACCCCACAUUUCUCAAGGCUCUGGAGUUGCAGCGCUGAUCCAGGAUCUGCCAGUGCAGCGUGUAAAGGAAGUGAUGCUCACAGGGUUUCUGGUGUUUAACACUGAAAGUAUCCAAUAAAUCUAAAAAAGAGAGGUCUCAAAUGGAAGGCUUUUUACUUCUUGACCAAAAUAUGUGACAUGUUUCUGGGACUUAAAAUCGGACAGUGUUUAGGCAGGGGGUCCCACCCUGACCUUUGACCCCCCCCCAGCCCCCGUGAUGGUUGCAGAUCCGAGGUCAGCGCUGUGCCCGGGCUCAUGGUUUUUAUCAGCUCAAGUGAUCCACGUGAUGUAAAUAAAUGUUUUUAGAUUGUGAA